Molecule: messenger RNA, 255 nt
Organism: Bipolaris maydis ATCC 48331
Lineage: Eukaryota; Fungi; Ascomycota; Dothideomycetes; Pleosporales; Pleosporaceae
Source: RefSeq, a predicted model, not a curated record
AUGGGUGCCUUAAAUCUGAUUCCGCUCUUUAUCCUCUUCGCUGUGGUGGCGGGGCUGGGUUGGGUGGGAUAUCAAAUUUUCCUCUACUCGGAAGAACUGGCUGAGCGCGGUACAAAGCAUAUGGAGAAGAAAAACGUCGUCUUUACCAAAGAUGGGGCCAAGGUUGGCGUCAGGGAGGUGAGUGCGGAGAAGUAUACGGAUAGGACGCAGAAGGCGUUUGUGAAGACGUGGAAUGCGGCGACGGAGAAGAGGUGA